This is a messenger RNA of Orbicella faveolata, 1266 nucleotides long. RefSeq names its product excitatory amino acid transporter 2-like. The record is from RefSeq and is a predicted model, not a curated record. NCBI's taxonomy places the organism in Eukaryota, Metazoa, Cnidaria, Anthozoa, Scleractinia, Merulinidae.
UCUGAACUGGUUAACUGUUGUUGCGUCAGUUCUUUGCCAAACAUUAACCGAAAAACAUUGCUACGCCUAAAAAUUUAUUUUUAGUGCGUUGAGAGUGUUCAUAACUAAUUGAUUAAAAACAGUUAAAGCCGUUAUUGACAUUUGAAACUCCAAGAGUUCCUUUUAAAAACACGUGUCUUGGCAAGCCCGGUUUUAAAAUUUUAAUGAAGAACCCACAGGAAGUAGAAUAAAAGAAACAAAGGACGCACAUCUCGGUAAAUGCACAAAGGCUUAAUCUAUCCCAGCUUGAUGCAAAGCAGUUGAGAAAAACACUUGCUUAGUUCUUCCAUUUAAUGCUUCUUGGACACGAGAACGAUUUCCACGCCGCUACGCGUUACCAGAAAGUGAGGUGUCAUGGCCGCUUUGAAGCGUAAAGGAGGCAGUGGAAUGCCUGGUAAAUGUUGUUCCUGUUGGUUGAGGGUUUGGCGCAUUGUAAAGCAGGACAUUCUGCUUUUCCUGAUUAUUAUCGGCGUUGUGGUUGGCUUUAUCAUCGGCGCUGCCGCCAACCCUUCCGUCAACGACAUCGUGGACCCGGAGGAAAAAGCAACAACGAUCAUGUUAAUUGGUUUCCCAGGUGAACUGUUCAUGAACAUGCUCAAGAUGUUGAUCCUUCCUCUAAUUGUAGCGAGCUUGAUAUGCGCGUUAGCUACACUAGACUCGAAAGCCACGGGCAAAAUUGGCAGACGCACAGUGCUGUACUACCUGAUGACCACGCUCUUGGCCGUCAUCCUCGGGAUUGUGCUGGUCGUAAGCAUUCGUCCGGGUGAAUCGGGGAACAAACGGGAAGCCGAGCAAAAACGACUCACUGGCCCUCAUCGAAAUCUGGACUCCUUCCUCGAUUUGAUCAGGUAAUUUGUUUUUCACAUUAUUGGGGAUCAAACUAGCCUGUUUUAAGUUGCGGCGCAAAUGGCAAAAUAAAUGCUGGCUGAAUGAGAGAAACAAAAGUAAAGUAAAAUUAUUUACAAGCACUCUAUCACUUUUAAUCCAUCGUUCGCGCACUACGAGGGUCUAUUCCGCUUUAUCUGGGAACCUCACAUCCAACUAUGAGAUAAAAGCUUUAAAAGAGAAAGAGAACGCGUUUUUCACAUGAACUGACUAAGAGUAACUAUUAAGCCCAUUGACCACUAUAAACAACAACAUCUGAACUUGCUUUUAAGUAAACAGAACCUCUUAAAAAGAUAAUUCUUGCGUUUUCGUGAUUGUUAUUUGGCGUUUAAAUCCUUCUUU